AAAGAAAAAAAAGAGCAACGCUGUUCACUCGGAAAAAAAAAACCCAAAAAACCAGAAAGGCGAACUGCCACAGUGCCACGGGCCCAACAAGUUGAGUGAUGCCCCGUCAAUGUCGCCGGGAAGCCAAGAAAAGCAAAGCAAACCCAUUGGUUUCCCUCUUCUCAUUUCCACCCCUGGUUUCCUCCCCUUCCCACUUCUCCUCCGAAUCGCUGCGCUUUUUAGUUUAUUUUGCUCGCACUCAGUUCUUGGAAAGAGAGGUGGUCGCAAUGGGAGGAGGCGGAACGCUGAUCUCGGUUUACCCCGAGGAGCUCACCUUCUUAUUUGAGCUGGACAAGCCGUGCUAUUGCAAUCUCAAGGUGGUGAACAACAGCGAGCACCAUGUCGCAUUCAAGGUCAAGACAACAUCACCGAGGAAGUAUUUUGUCCGGCCGAACGCGAGCAUCGUACAGCCUUGGGAUUCUUGCACUAUAACGAUUACACUCCAGGCACAGAAAGAGUACCCACCAGACAUGCAGUGCAAGGAUAAGUUCUUGAUUCAGAGCACGAAGGUGGCUGCCAGUACCGACAUGGAUGAGAUCCCCCCUGAUACGUUCAACAAGGAUGUUGAUAAGGUAAUUGAGGAAAUGAAGCUUAAGGUUGUUUACACAAUACCCAGUGGAGGCUCAGACGACUCUGGUGCUACAUCUUCAGGAAACAGGAGCUUCAAAGCGGCGUCUGAUGAUCUGACGAUGCUGAAGAAUGCAAGCAUUGACGAGAUCCAGACAAUUCAGCGCCUGAAGGAUGAAAGAGAUAACAUGCUUCAGCAAAAUCAGCAAAUGCAGCGUGAAUUGGAUGUGCUCAGGAGGCGUAGGAGCCGCAAAGGUGAUGCGGGCUUCUCCUUGACGUUUGCUGCCUUUGCUGGGCUAAUAGGUCUUCUGGUCGGGCUCCUGAUGAGCCUCAUCUUCUAUUCCCCACCGGGCAGUGCUUAGAUGCAAAGGUUGAGCAGCUAUGUUCAGAUCGACAUCAGGACGAUGUCGGGGAAAAAAGAUGGAAAUUUCUGUUGUAGUCUCCAUUAGUUGUUAUUCUUUUGUUCUUUGCGUUGUAGCUACGUGAAACGAUAACGGGUUCCAAUGUUUGCGCCCGUGCUUGCUUCAUCUUCCAUUUGCAUUUGCCCCUCGUUUGUAAUUCUUUCUGUAUUAGUUCGAUAUAUAUCAGGACGAAAGCUGUAUGCAUUCACCGAUUGGAAAUGUAAAGAGAAACUGAUCGUGGUGAUAUCAAGAAAGAAUGUUGAUGCCUA
Phragmites australis (common reed) is the source of this 1276-nucleotide messenger RNA. RefSeq names its product vesicle-associated protein 2-1-like. The transcript has 9 exons. Gene Ontology annotation, biological process: endoplasmic reticulum membrane organization. The record is from RefSeq and is a predicted model, not a curated record. Bases 99 to 968 code for a protein of 289 amino acids. NCBI's taxonomy places the organism in Eukaryota, Viridiplantae, Streptophyta, Magnoliopsida, Poales, Poaceae. Gene Ontology annotation, cellular component: endoplasmic reticulum membrane; plasma membrane.